Polychytrium aggregatum is the source of this 1246-nucleotide messenger RNA. RefSeq names its product kinase-like domain-containing protein. The transcript is spliced from 7 exons. NCBI's taxonomy places the organism in Eukaryota, Fungi, Chytridiomycota, Chytridiomycetes, Polychytriales. Gene Ontology annotation, molecular function: cyclin-dependent protein serine/threonine kinase activity; ATP binding; RNA polymerase II CTD heptapeptide repeat kinase activity. The record is from RefSeq and is a predicted model, not a curated record. Gene Ontology annotation, biological process: positive regulation of transcription by RNA polymerase II; protein phosphorylation. Gene Ontology annotation, cellular component: transcription factor TFIIH holo complex; cytoplasm; nucleus. The coding region runs from base 61 to 1140 and encodes 359 amino acids.
UGGUCUGGGACACCAUCGAUCCAGCCGACGAAUAUCCAGCCUGCUGACGGAUAGACAAGGAUGCCAGAUACCCACGACUUUUCCGACAUCAUCGGCUCGGCUGCCGCUUCGUCGAUCGACCGAUACAUCAAGGACAAGAAGGUCGGCGAAGGCACCUUCGCUGUCGUCUAUCUCGGCUUCGAAAAGUCUUCGAAACGCAAGGUCGCCAUCAAGAAAAUCAAGGUGGCCACAGGAUCACACAACGGCAUGGAUCUCUCGGCCAUUCGUGAGCUCCGGUGUUUGCAAGAACUCAAACAUCCAAAUGUCAUCGAGCUGAUCGAUGUGUUCUCGCACAAGACCAACAUCAAUCUGGUGCUGGAGUAUCUCGAUGCCGACCUUGAGACGCUAAUCAAAAACAAGAGCGUCGUCUUCAGCGCAGCCGAUGUCAAGAGCUGGAUGCUCAUGACGAUUCGAGGAGUCGCCCACUGUCACAAGAGCAACAUAUUGCAUCGGGAUCUGAAGCCCAAUAACUUGCUGUUGGCGAGCGACGGCGUGCUCAAGCUUGCCGAUUUUGGCCUGGCCAGAGAAUAUGCAGAUCCCGACCGAGCCAUGUCCCCACAGGUCGUUACGAGAUGGUAUCGGUCCCCCGAGCUGUUGCUUGGCGCCCCGUAUUACUGCGGAGCAGUCGACAUGUGGUCGGUCGGCUGUAUAUUUGCCGAGCUCAUGAUCCGGAACCCGUAUGUUGCAGCCGAGACCGACAUUGGCCAGCUGACGAAAAUCUUUGAGGCACGCGGAACUCCUACCGAAACGGACUGGCCGGGCGUCAAAGAGCUGCCGGGAUGGGCACUCGCCGAACCCAAGGCCCCGAUUCCCAAGCCGCCGCUGCUGUCUCUAUUCUCGGCUGCAGGCGAGGAUGUUCUCGAUCUGCUGGAGAGCAUGCUGAUAUAUGACCCGCUGAAACGCAUUACUGCCAAUGAUGCCCUCGCACAUCGAUACUUUACCAACCUGCCGCGGCCCACGGCGCCAGAGCGCCUCCCCAGAAUGAGAGAUUCUUCACACGCCGCUGAUGAAUCCAAGCCCACCCACAAGAGAAAGGCCGACGACAGCUUUGCGAUAUCCGAAGACGGUAUCAGAAAGAUUGCCAAGCGACUCUUUGUCUAGAGCGCGCUGGCUCGGCAGUCACUGUGCCUCGAUCAGAAAAUUUCGGCCCGAUGGAUCGGGACAGGGGGCCGCCCAUCCCCACAGCUGAGUACCGUCAUGAACAUUC